Molecule: messenger RNA, 518 nt
Organism: Lucilia sericata (common green bottle fly)
Lineage: Eukaryota; Metazoa; Arthropoda; Insecta; Diptera; Calliphoridae
Exons: 3
Coding region: 73-309 (78 amino acids)
Source: RefSeq, a predicted model, not a curated record
CAAAGAUAAAAACGAAUUUAGUUGAUUUUUUAAAGAAAACAAAGUUGCAGCAGCCAAAUAAAUUAUAUAAAAAUGAAAACUUUUAUGAUAUUGUGCAUUGCUUUAAUCUGCUGCUUGUGUUUGGCAUUUGCUGCCCCCGUGGAAAACAGUCCCGGUGUGCAAUUCUUAAAAUACACCGAUGACAAGGAUUUUGAAGAAAUUCAAAAACAAAUUAUUGCUCAAUAUGAAAAUUUAGGCGGCACAUCCCAAGUUCAUCAUGUCCAAACUGCCACUAUUGUAGAUCCCAAUAAUUUGAAGAUUAACAUUUAAAUUUCUGUUUCAAUUACAAAAAAAUGUUUACGUGACUGAUUAAUUAAUAUUCAUAAUUAAAAAAUAAUAUUUAAAACAAAUUGCAUAAGAACUAGUUUUUGUUAAAAAAAGAAAUCGGUGUUUCCGGAAAUAUAUGUUUAAAAAGAAUUUAAUGUGUUUUCUAUCUAUAACACAAUAAAUAAUACGUCAGCAAAUUUAAAGCAAAAUUA